CUCAGACACAUACACUGCAGAUACACAUUCAACCGGUGGAAUUGAGGAAACUUCAAGUUAAGGGGUUAUUUCUUCUACGCAACAUUGGGAAAUAUUGUAUUUAAAAGUUAAAUACAUACAGUAGAGUACAAUGGUUUCUUUCAGAGUUAUAUUUUUACCAGAAAACAUGUCGUGUAACUUUUAAUUUUGACUGGGUCUGACUUGGACUUACCGAAGCGUUCAGAAGUUGUUUUACAUGCUGCCUUUGACGCAGAAAGCCGAGCUGUGGACUUGGAGACUUUUCAGAAAUUAUGAAGACCAAUUUUACGAACAUUUUUUGUUGGAUAAUAUUGCAUAAUGCGUGAAUGAUUCUCGAUUUAUUUCAAAGGAGAUACUUUAGCUUUCAGUAAAAACAAGGAGCUAGUUUGAAGAAACACAAUUGAAACUCAUUGAAACCGUACGUCAGAGACACACUGACUACAAACUGGACAUACAAUGACAAGCUGUUGGUUUGCCUUUGUGGGUUUGUGGUGGAGCGCUUAUUGCAUGUUCCUUAUUGCAGGUAGCAAUUAUUUAUUCGAUGGGAACAACGAGGUGCACCCAAGUUUCAUUCACCGGCGGUUGCGGACUCACGAAAAGAGAGAGAUGCAGAAGGAGAUCCUCUCCAUCCUUGGACUUCCACACAGACCCAGACCGCAUCUGUCACAUGGAAAGUACAACUCCGCUCCGCUCUUCAUGCUGGAUCUUUACAAUACGAUAUCCAGCGAGGAGAAAAACGAAGUGGAGGGCAUGUUGGAACAGUACCAGUCCAUCUACACCACCCAAGGUCCCCCUUUGGCAACAUAUCAGGAGAAUGCCUUCCUAAAUGACGCCGACAUGGUGAUGAGCUUUGUCAAUUUGGUGGAGGACGAUAGAGAGCUGUCGCCACAUAGACGGCACCACAAGGAGUUCAAGUUCAACCUGUCCCAGAUCCCAGAGGGAGAGGCUGUCACCGCCUCCGAGUUCCGCCUCUACAAGGAGUGUGUGAGCCGGACCUUCCGCAACGAGACCCUCCUGCUCAACGUCUACCAAGUGGUACAGGAGCACCCCAACAGGGAAGCAGACCUGUUCCUGCUGGAGUCUCGCAGGCUGUGGGCGGCCGAGGAGGGCUGGCUGGAGUUUGACAUCACGGCCACCAGUAACCUGUGGGUGAUGAGUCCCCACAACAACAUGGGCCUCCAGAUCAGAGUGGAGACCAGCAGUGGGCGGAGCAUUAGCUCCAAGGAGGCGGGGCUAGUUGGGCGUGACGGAGCGCUGGAGAAGCAACCCUUCAUGGUGGCCUUCUUCAAAGUCAGCGAGGUGCACAUCCGCACCGCCCGCUCCACCAACAAGAACCGCAACAAGAACCGCAACCGCCCCACACAGCCCCAGGAAGGAGGCUCCAGGGGCCCAAGCCCAGCAGAAUACAACAGCAGUGACCAGAAGACAGCCUGUAGGAGACAUGAGCUCUACGUCAGCUUCCGGGAGCUGGGCUGGCAGGACUGGAUCAUUGCACCUGAGGGCUACGCAGCCAACUACUGUGACGGAGAGUGCUCCUUCCCCCUCAACGCCCAUAUGAAUGCCACCAACCAUGCCAUUGUGCAGACACUGGUCCACCUCAUGAACCCAGAGAACGUGCCCAAGCCCUGCUGCGCCCCCACCAAGCUGCACGCCAUCUCCGUGCUCUACUUCGACGACAACUCCAAUGUCAUCCUGAAGAAGUACAAGAACAUGGUGGUGAGGGCCUGUGGCUGCCACUGACGACCGCCAAACUGCCGCGUCAUCAUGGUCACCCGCCCAUGGGCUGCAGCGGAGACUGUGUGCACACGACAUCAUGGGUCUGCCUGUUUGUGAGUGUGUGUUGUGUACUACUCUCUCCUCUCCCAUACUCAGGGCGAGGGAGGAACUGAUAAAUGGACCAGACCAACGUGCUGCUCCCCCCCCCCCUCCUCCUUUCAAAACUAAGUGGUGUUCAAGUUCUCAGACGGCUAAUGGCCCAUUACAGCGAAACAACUCAACGGCGUCGGGGAAUUGACUCAAUGUUAUCUCAAUACUGACAGCCAACCUGUUACAUGACGUCAGAUGUAGUCAAAUGACACAAAACAUGUAGAAAUCCUUUUAUAGGACCACAGGGGAAAAGCAUUAGCCUAACUACACCAUUUUAAUAGAGAUGUAUGUAUAUUGUCUAACCAAAGCCUGAUUUUAACAUGAACAAUCUGCUGAAAUAUUCAUGAAAUGUAUGCCACGAUACAUUACAGUUAAUGUAAAAAGAUCCAGAUAUUUCCUCUU
Molecule: messenger RNA, 2286 nt
Organism: Salvelinus namaycush (lake trout)
Lineage: Eukaryota; Metazoa; Chordata; Actinopteri; Salmoniformes; Salmonidae
Gene: bmp6
Product: bone morphogenetic protein 6
Exons: 7
Coding region: 475-1758 (427 amino acids)
Biological process (GO): SMAD protein signal transduction
Cellular component (GO): extracellular region
Molecular function (GO): growth factor activity; cytokine activity
Source: RefSeq, a predicted model, not a curated record